Molecule: messenger RNA, 2026 nt
Organism: Peromyscus californicus insignis
Lineage: Eukaryota; Metazoa; Chordata; Mammalia; Rodentia; Cricetidae
Gene: Sirt3
Product: sirtuin 3
Exons: 7
Coding region: 55-1050 (331 amino acids)
Molecular function (GO): NAD+ binding; histone deacetylase activity, NAD-dependent
Source: RefSeq, a predicted model, not a curated record
UUAGGGGAGUCAGCCCAUCCAGAACUUGGACUUUGAGACAAACUUGGGUUUGAAAUGGGAGUUGUCAACCCUGCCUCCAAAGCCAGCUUCUCAGUGAAUUCAAACAACACACAACAGUUUGCCAAUAUGAUUGUUACAGGUGGGAGAAGGCCCAUAUCCCUUUCUGUGGGAGCCUCAGUCGGCUUUGGAUGUGGGGGCAACAAUGAGAAGGUGAAGCUGUCUCUGCAGGAUGUAGCUGAGCUGCUUCGGACCAGAGCCUGCCAGAGGGUCGUGGUCAUGGUGGGGGCCGGCAUCAGCACACCCAGUGGCAUCCCGGACUUCAGAUCCCCAGGGAGUGGCCUCUACAGCAACCUCCAGCAGUAUAACAUCCCAUAUCCUGAGGCCAUCUUCGAACUUGGCUUUUUCUUUCAUAACCCCAAGCCCUUUUUCACGUUGGCCAAGGAGCUGUACCCUGGGCACUACAGGCCUAAUGUCACUCACUACUUCCUUCGACUGCUCCACGACAAGGAGCUGCUUCUGCGGCUCUACACACAGAACAUCGAUGGGCUUGAGAGAGCAUCUGGUAUCCCUGCCUCAAAGCUGGUUGAAGCUCAUGGGUCCUUUGCAUCAGCUACAUGUACGGUCUGUCGAAGGUCCUUCCCGGGGGAGGACAUGUGGGCUGAUGUGAUGGCAGACAGGCUGCCCUGCUGCCCUGUCUGUACUGGCAUUGUGAAACCUGACAUUGUGUUCUUUGGGGAGCCGCUGCCUGCAAGGUUCUUAUUACACGUGGCUGAUUUCGCCUUGGCAGACCUGCUCCUCAUUCUUGGGACCUCCCUGGAGGUGGAGCCUUUUGCUAGCUUGUCUGAAGCAGUACAGAAGUCAGUGCCCCGACUGCUCAUCAAUCGAGACUUGGUGGGGUCCUUUGCUUGGAGUCCUCGUAGCAAGGAUGUGGCCCAGCUAGGUGAUGUAGUUCAGGGUGUGGAAAGACUGGUGGACCUCCUGGGCUGGACACAAGAGCUGCAGGAUCUCAUCCAGCAGGAAACUGGAAAGCUGGAUGGACAGGACAGAUAAGACUAUGGCUUCGUCACCUGUGGGAAAGUCACACAGGAGAUCCUCUUUCCAGGGAGACCUCAUGCCUGAAAACAGCUCGGACAGGUUUACAAAUCUGGGCCAAACCACGUGGGACCUGGUUAGUGGUCUUCUGAGGCUGCCUUUGUAAAGACUGACCAGGGAUGUUUACCCUUGGGGCCAUCAGAAUGCAAAAGAGUCCAUGUGUGCUCUGUCCCAUCACUGCUGAAGCUUGUAGUGCAGAAUGCUUCUUUCUGGCAGUGGUCCUUACGGUUAUCUGUAGGGCAGCACAGCACGUCCACCAUCACCAGACCCAAGUGAUGCACUAGGGUAAUCUACCAUGUCGGUCUCUACAGAGGCAUCUUUGACUAAAAAACAUCUUCAUUUCUCGCAUGAAAUAAAUUUUAGUAUAAAAACUUGGUAUCCUCUCAUUUGUCUCCAGGACAGUAAGGGUUAACAUAUUUCAGGUUAUGUGGGUGUCCUCCUCUUGGAUGACUAGACUGAGCCCAUCUGUCCCUUGACUCACCCUGGUAUUAACUCAGCUCCUUUUCCGCAAUCCCUUAGGAAUACCCAUGUCUUUCAGAAUGCCAUCUGCCCAGCCCUUCCUACGCCACUUCCCACUGCUCCACCCAGGCAUGGCCAGUUACGAUGCUAAAACCAGUGGCAGGCAUUGCUCUGGAAAUCCCAUGGGUCCCUUAUUUUUCCUGUCCUAUGUGCAGUUAUGAUUAAAUGCAGGCUGCUUCGCUUCCUCCUUGGCUGCUACCCAGGUACAUACAGUUUGGGCUGUUGCCCAGGUAGAAGUACCUCCUGAUACUGCACCCAUUCUGACUAGGGCUGACAACAGAUUCCAGGGAAUGGGGUCUCCUAAUUUUGUUCUCCAAUGACAGCAGAUGCACAGUGAUCUAGGAUAUCUUGAAUUCCACAAAGAAUGAAAUUAGUUUCUAUUUAAUAAACUCUCAGCUGGCUACUUUACAUACAA